AUGGUGUUCAGUUUCGCGUGUUACGGCGUCCCCGCCAAAGGGAACAGCGUGUGCACCUCGUCGGAUUCCGGGAUAUUCCCGUCGACUCAUCCGGAUUAUUAUUUCCACAACAUCGGCAAGACCGAGAUCACCUGUCAGGUGAUCUACGGUACUUCGUUCAGCUGGAUCGGCGUCAUCGCGGCCAAUUCAUUCGGUCCGGGAGAGAAGGGAAUAGUCCCCACUGGUGGCAGGAUGUAUUACUGGACCGGACAGAAGGUCAUCAAUCAUGGCGACGUACGCGCUUUGGUCCAUUGUGCAAUCGCCGGAGGUUACUAUCGCAGCUGGGACGAUGGUAACAACGUGCCCUUGAAAAUCGACAUCAACAAGGUGGGAAAGAAGUUGGUAGAUUUCGGCGUGGGUAAAAUCCCGUACGUGGGCGGUACCAUAGGCAAUUUGGUGGACUUCUUUUGGCCCGACGACCAACCGACCGUUUGGGACCAAGUCAAGGACCAGGUGAGGAACCUGAUCGAAGCCAAGAUAAUGGACGCCAUACAGGGUAUACUCGGUGGUGAUAUCAGAUCGUUCAAGGAAAAAAUCACGGUGCUGAAACUGAGCAUGGACGAUCCCAACUCGAAGGACACCAACACGCAUUACAUGCACAUAGCCGAGGACCUCAUCGGUUUCGAGAAGAAAUUCAGUUUCACCGCCCAACACAGCUCCAAUUAUCUAAACGUCAACUACUUCCUCUUACCGAUGUACUCCUCCGUGGUCAACAUGAAGGUGCUCUUCUACCAAUUCGGCAUCGUGAACCAGAAAAAGCUGAACCUCAGCGACGACAACAUCUACGAAAUAAAAUCCUACCUGAAGAGAUUAAUUGAAGAGGAAACCGACGGCGCAGUGGCCUACAUCACGAAGAUAUACAGGACCCAAUUCGACCUGGAGUACAACACCUGCCACCCGGACACCAUCUUCAACUCGCUGGCCGUGGUGAGGCAGUACUGCGCCAUCAACGGCUUCGAAUUCAUCGACUUCUGGCGCGCCAUACUCGCCGACCCGCUCACCGCCGAGAAACCCUACAACUCCGUCAUAUCGUACUCCACGCACUACGCCAGACCCACCCCCAUGCUAGCCAUGCAACUGUUGGCCGACGACGUUCCGGUGCCCCUGCAACCGAAGCUGAUCAACGGCAGGCGCAAUCGCAUCACCAAGAUAGUCGUGCAGAUGCUGCGCGGGGACAAGCAGCGGAUCCAAGGGCUGGUGGUGUGGUACGAGAACGGGGAGUCGCACCUGUGCGGGCUGGAGUCGUCGGAGACGACCACCAUCGACUUCCAGGGCGAGUACUUGAAGAGCCUGACGGUGUGGGGUAGGAACGCGUUGGACAUGUUCGAGUUUAGGUUCGUGGGCGGGAGGUACACGUCGUGCGGGAGUAACUACUGGUCGAGCGGGUGGGUGUCGUCGUUCGAGCUGGAGCAUCAUCACAUUGCGGGGAUUUACGUGACUAACGAUGCGCCGCAUUUGGGCGAGCAAUCGGCUAGUCUGGCGGUGUCCUAUCAGUUGACGCCAACUGUUUGA
This is a messenger RNA of Phyllotreta striolata, 1551 nucleotides long. The record is from the annotation of a GenBank genome assembly. Lineage: Eukaryota; Metazoa; Arthropoda; Insecta; Coleoptera; Chrysomelidae.